This is a messenger RNA of Carya illinoinensis, 2384 nucleotides long. Its product is annotated as pre-mRNA-processing factor 17. Gene Ontology annotation, molecular function: mRNA binding; protein binding. The record is from RefSeq and is a predicted model, not a curated record. Bases 206 to 1981 code for a protein of 591 amino acids. The transcript has 2 exons. NCBI's taxonomy places the organism in Eukaryota, Viridiplantae, Streptophyta, Magnoliopsida, Fagales, Juglandaceae. Gene Ontology annotation, biological process: mRNA splicing, via spliceosome. Gene Ontology annotation, cellular component: catalytic step 2 spliceosome.
UUUUGAAAAGAAAAACUAUUUUUGAUGCCAAAUAUUCGUGAUGCUCCCUUAACCGGACGCUACGGGCGAAAUGCGUGAGUGACAAAAGAUUUCAGUGGAUCUAAAAUCGGGGAAGCAGUGAAUCGAAUCGAUCUCUCUGGUUCGGGAACGAAGAACACCACCGGCAUCAUUAGGGUUAAUUCAGUGAGAGAGGGUUUUGUCCCCGAUGGAUCUUCUCCGCACCUACACUGACCAAAACGACGUCGAACUCGACGACCCAGAGGACCAUAACCAAAACCCUAAUCCCAACACGCCGUCACCGGACGCCUCCCCGCCUCGCCUUCUCCCCGGCAAGUCCGCCGCUCCCAAGGUUGACGACACCAUGCUAGCCCUGACGGUGGCGCAGGCCCACCAUGCCCUUUCCCGGCCCAUCGACCCCGUCCAGCACGCGGUCGCCUUCAACCCCACCUACGACCAGCUCUGGGCCCCCAUCUACGGCCCCGCCCACCCCUACGCCAAGGACGGCAUCGCCCAGGGCAUGCGCAACCACAAGCUCGGCUUCGUCGAGGACGCAUCCAUCGAACCCUUCGUCUUCGACGAGCAAUACAACACUUUCCACAAGUACGGCUACGCUGCCGACCCCUCCGCCUCUGCCGGAAACAACUACGUCGGAGAUCUAGACGCUUUGCGCGAAAACGACUCCAUCUCAGUCUACAGCAUACCGCAGCACGAGCAGAAAAAGAGGAAGAUAGAGAAGAAGAAGGAAAUGGAGGAGGAUAAGGAUCCCGAAGAAGUCGUCGACAAGGUGGAGCUUGAUAAUCCUGCGAGCGACACCUGGUUGAUGAAGAACCGGAAGAGUCCUUGGGCAGGCAAGAAGGAAGGUCAACAAACCGAAUUGACGGAGGAGCAGAAGAAGUACGCCGAGGAAUACGCGAAGAAGAAAGGCGAAGAAAGAGAGAGAGGCGGCGAGAAGGGCGAGAUUGUUCCAGAUAAGAGCACGUUCCAUGGUAAGGAGGAGAAGGAUUAUCAGGGUAGGUCUUGGAUCGCGCCGCCCAAGGACGCCAAGGCCACGAACGACCAUUGUUAUAUACCCAAGAGGUUGGUGCACACUUGGAGCGGCCACACGAAGGGCGUGUCCGCAAUCCGGUUCUUCCCGAAACACGGGCAUUUGAUUUUGUCAGCGGGGAUGGACACGAAGGUAAAGAUUUGGGAUGUGUUCAAUUCUGGCAAAUGUAUGAGGACAUACAUGGGCCACUCCAAGGCGGUUCGGGACAUUUGGUUUUGCAACGACGGCACCAAGUUUUUGACUGCCGGGUAUGAUAAGAAUAUCAAGUACUGGGAUACAGAGACCGGGCAAGUGAUAUCAAGUUUCAGUACCGGAAAGAUUCCGUACGUUGUCAGGCUUAAUCCGGACGAUGAUAAACAGAACAUCCUGCUGGCGGGGAUGAGCGAUAAGAAGAUUGUUCAGUGGGAUAUGAACACGGCACAGAUUACGCAAGAGUAUGAUCAGCAUUUAGGAGCCGUGAAUACCAUUACUUUUGUUGAUAAUAACAGGAGGUUUGUUACUUCAAGCGAUGACAAGUCGCUUCGUGUAUGGGAAUUCGGGAUUCCUGUGGUCAUAAAGUAUAUUAGUGAGCCGCAUAUGCACUCUAUGCCAUCAAUUUCGCUCCACCCUAGUACGAAUUAUCUUGCCGCGCAGAGUUUGGAUAAUCAGAUUCUUAUAUAUGGCACGAGAGAGAGGUUUCAGCUCAAUAAGAAGAAGAGGUUUGCCGGGCACAUUGUUGCCGGGUAUGCUUGCCAGGUCAAUUUCUCACCUGAUGGACGAUUCGUUAUGUCUGGAGAUGGUGAGGGUAAAUGCUGGUUUUGGGAUUGGAAGACUUGCAGAGUCUUCAGAACUCUUAAAUGCCAUGAGGGAGUAUGCAUUGGGUGUGAGUGGCAUCCAUUAGAACAAAGCAAGGUUGCAACAUGCGGCUGGGAUGGAUUGAUUAAGUACUGGGACUAGUUGCUUUUCUGCACUAUAUGGCAAGUUGCUAAUAUCAUCUGAUCAAAACCUUCCUUGAACACACCAACCAGCUAGAGGACAAUAGGCCAAACUGUGUCUUGGAAGUUAAUAUUGUGAUAUUGGUUCCUUCGAUGGAAUAAAAGUAAGCAUGCUCGGUCAGAGUUCAGAAAUUACAAGGGCAACACUGGGAAAAGGGUGGACAAAAUUGAGCAACUUUUCUGAGUUAUUUUAUCUUCAAUCGUGUUAUCAGAAGAAGUCAGUAUGCGAAAAAUGCACUUCACUUCAGCUUGUAUUACAAUUUACUUCUUUUUACCUCUUGUAGAAUUAUUUUGAUCAUCUUUUAGCCUAUUUUCACAUCAAGACUCAAGCAGUUUGGAGAUGGAAUGUAUUUGUAUUCGUCUUC